AUGGCUUAUUGCUUACUUUUUGUCAACACCAAUACUUGUCAUCCUUUGUUAGUUCGUUCUACGAGUAUCCUUGAACGUAAUGAACAUUCUCCUGAAAUGAUUCUGAACUUAUUAGAUCGUCCUUCGGACAAUCAAAUUCCCUUAGCUUUAAUCGGAAUUCUUACAAGUUCAUAUACAUUUUCCAAUAAAUUCGGAAUUAAACUUCGUUCGUGCCAUACAGAUGAUUGUACAAUUCAUUUCUAUGAAUACAACGAACAUUUAUUAAUGUGUUUAUUAGAACCAACCGAAUUCGAUAUUCCCACUGAAUGCACACAAUAUAAAUUAGUGUUAUUACGAACGUUAUUUAAUAUGAUUAUAGGAUAUGAAUAUAUUGACCAGAAAAGUCAAACGAAUGCGCAAAAAUUAGAGAAUGAUUUAAAUUUAGUUAAAUUUUAUGUUGAUACAAUCCUAAAUGAUGAACGAACGUUCUCAUUCGGAGAUUUAACACAAUGUGCAGAUACACUCUGCGGUUUCGACCGACACAUCAUGUAUUCCUGUUUAAAAUCGAUCUCAGAUCAUCUACGAUGUGACCACGUGUGUAUUACUCUGUCGAAUCGUAUUAUCGCAUCGAGCGUUGGUUGGUCACGGUUAACUCAAGCUGAACAAUACAUCUUAACACUUCUAAUUAGCUUAAACGAUUAUUCCAAUGAUAUUCUACCAACGGUUCGUGAUAUGCCGAUCUAUCUCGAUUCGAUCGAUCGAUCACAUAACUAUCGUCUACUUUCCGUUCGUUUACUUGGUCAAAUUUAUGUGUCAAUACUUUGCUCUUCGACACCGAAAAUGAGUGAAUUCGAGAGUCUUGUUGAGAAAUACUCUCAACCUCAUAUUGAACAUAUCCAACAUCUGAAUACUCUUCUUUAUCCUCGAUCAUUUCACGAUAAUAUCAUUUUCGAUCAUAAUAUUCAAGCAUUGUUAUACAUCAAUCAUCAAACACAUUUCUGUGUGAGUACUUUGGAACCUCACAAAGGAAAUUCGCCAAUAUCAAUGUCAAUGAAGAAACAUCGGUAUGGAGUUCUGAGACAAUUUUACAUGGAAAUUAUUCGAAUGGAUAAAGAGCAAAUGAUGCCAUAUGAAGUUUUGAAGAAUGAUAUGAAAAUGAAUGAAAUGUACUUAUUAAAUGCAGAUGAUCAAAAUGAAUAUAAGUGUUAUUUUGUUCGUGAAGAGACUGUUUUUGAAUUGUUCAUUUUAUUCGACGUGAACAUUCCGAGUAUAGCUAUGCGAGGAAUAGCAAAGAAAACCAUUGCAUUACUUCGAAAGAAUCUGUGA
Adineta ricciae is the source of this 1305-nucleotide messenger RNA. The record is from the annotation of a GenBank genome assembly. NCBI's taxonomy places the organism in Eukaryota, Metazoa, Rotifera, Eurotatoria, Adinetida, Adinetidae.